This is a messenger RNA of Ylistrum balloti, 2334 nucleotides long. RefSeq names its product mucin-2-like. The transcript has a single exon. The coding region runs from base 1 to 2334 and encodes 777 amino acids. The record is from RefSeq and is a predicted model, not a curated record. Lineage: Eukaryota; Metazoa; Mollusca; Bivalvia; Pectinida; Pectinidae.
AUGACUCCCCACAGUCCUCCAGUCAGGACUCCUUACAGUCCUUCAGUCAGGACUCCUUACAGUCCUCCAGUCAGGACUCCUUCCUUCAGUCAGGACAGUCCUUCAGUCAGGUCCUCCAGUCAGGACUUACAGUCCUUCAGUCAGGACACAGUCCUCCAGUCAGGACACCUUACAGUCCUUCAGUCCUUACAGUCCUUCAGUCAGGAUUACAUAGUCCUUCAGUCAGGACUCCUUACAGUCCUCCAGUCAGGACACCUUACAGUCCUCCAGUCAGGACACCUUACAGUCCUUCAGUCAGGAUUACAUAGUCCUUCAGUCAGGACUCCUUACAGUCCUCCAGUCAGGACUCCUUACAGUCCUUCAGUCAGGACACCUUACAGUCCUCCAGUCAGGACACCUUACAGUCCUCCAGUCAGGACACCUUACAGUCCUCCAGUCAGGACUCCUUACAGUCCUCCAGUCAGGACUCCUUACAGUCCUUCAGUUAGGACUCCUUACAGUCCUCCAGUCAGGACACCUCACAGUCCUCCAGUCAGGACACCUUACAGUCCUCCAGUCAGGACUCCUUACAGACCUUCAGUCAGGACACCUCACAGUCUUUCAGUCAGGACUCCUUACAGUCCUCCAGUCAGGACACCUUACAGUCCUCCAGUCAGGACUCCUUACAGUCCUUCAGUCAGGACACCUUACCCUUCAGUCAGGACUCCUUACACAGGACACCUUACAGUCUCCUUCAGUCCUCCUUACAGUCCUUACAGUCCUCCAGUCAGGACUCCUUACAGUCCUCCAGUCAGGACUCCUCACAGUCCUCCAGUCAGGACUCCUCACAGUCCUUCAGUCAGGACUCCUUACAGUCCUUCAGUCAGGACACCUUACAGUUCUUCAGUCAGGACUCCUCACAGUCCUCCAGUCAGGACUCCUCACAGUCCUUCAGUCAGGACUCCUUACAGUCUUCCAGUCAGGACUCCUUACAGUCUUCCAGUCAGGACUCCUUACAGUCCUUCAGUCAGGACACCUUACAGUCCUCCAGUACAGUCCUUCAGUCAGGACUCCUCCAGUCAGGACUCCUUACAGUCCUCCAGUCAGGACUCCUUACAGUCCUCCAGUCAGGACUCCUUACAGUCCUUCAGUCAGGACUCCUUACAGUCCUUCAGUCAGGACUCCUUACAGUCCUCCAGUCAGGACUCCUUACAGUCCUUCAGUCAGGACACCUUACAGUCCUCCUUACAGUCCUCCAGUCAGGACUCCCCACAGUCCUCCAGUCAGGACUCCUUACAGUCCUUCAGUCAGGACUCCUUACAGUCCUCCAGUCAGGACUCCUUACAGUCCUUCAGUCAGGACACCUUACAGUCCUCCUUAGAGUCCUUCAGUCAGGACUCCUUACAGUCCUCCAGUCAGGACUCCUUACAGUCCUCCAGUCAGGACUCCUCACAGUCCUUCAGUCAGGACUCCUUACAGUCCUCCAGUCAGGACUCCUUACAGUCCUCCAGUCAGGACUCCUUACAGUCCUCCAGUCAGGACUCCUUACAGUCCUUCAGUCAGGACUCCUUACAGUCUUCCAGUCAGGACUCCUUACAGUCUUCCAGUCAGGACUCCUUACAGUCCUCCAGUCAGGACUCCUUACAGUCUUCCAGUCAGGACUCCUUACAGUCCUUCAGUCAGGACACCUUACAGUCCUCCAGUCAGGACUCCUUACAGUCCUCCAGUCAGGACUCCUUACAGUCUUUCAGUCAGGACUCCUUACAGUCUUCCAGUCAGGACUCCUUACAGUCCUUCAGUCAGGACUCCUUACAGUCCUCCAGUCAGGACUCCUUACAGUCCUCCAGUCAGGACUCCUCACAGUCCUCCAGUCAGGACUCCUUACAGUCCUCCAGUCAGGACUCCUCACAGUCUUCCAGUCAGGACUCCUCACAGUCCUCCAGUCAGGACACCUCACAGUCCUCCAGUCAGGACUCCUUACAGUCCUCCAGUCAGGACUCCUUACAGUCCUCCAGUCAGGACUCCUCACAGUCCUUCAGUCAGGACUCCUUACAGUCCUCCAGUCAGGACUCCUUACAGUCCUUCAGUCAGGACACCUUACAGUCCUCCAGUCAGGACACCUUACAGUCCUCCAGUCAGGACUCCUUACAGUCCUUCAGUCAGGACACCUUACAGUCCUCCAGUCAGGACUCCUUACAGUCCUCCAGUCAGGACACCUUACAGUCCUCCAGUCAGGACUCCUUACAGUCCUCCAGUCAGGACUCCUUACAGUCCUCCAGUCAGGACACCUUACAGUCCUUCAGUCAGGACAUUUGUUUGUGUUAUCUGCUUUCUCAUCUUUUAAAUCCAAAAUGA